Molecule: messenger RNA, 1418 nt
Organism: Colletotrichum destructivum
Lineage: Eukaryota; Fungi; Ascomycota; Sordariomycetes; Glomerellales; Glomerellaceae
Product: Putative DNA repair protein XRCC4
Exons: 3
Coding region: 348-1412 (354 amino acids)
Biological process (GO): DNA recombination; double-strand break repair
Cellular component (GO): nucleus
Molecular function (GO): DNA binding
Source: RefSeq, a predicted model, not a curated record
GCCUGAGUGCGGUAGCUGCCUGCCUAGCUCUGACCCUUAGACAGGCAGGACCCUCUUGUCAGGCGAAUGGCUUCUUCUCGUCCGCCCUUUACUUAAUGUCAACAAACUGCCAACUACGGAACUGAUGCUCAGUCAACACGUCUCACCUUGCAGACUGUCUCACAAAAUCCCACCCAACCACAGCACACUCACGAACCAAGUCGUCAGUUAUCCGGAUUCCAACGAAUCCAGCGACACGUUGACCACGAAGGCUCUCGGCCUUAUUUCCGAAUUACACUCGCUGUUCAUUGGGCCGGCGAAACAUCUUGGGGCACGCAAGGGGCAAUUUACUGUACCUCUAGUCAGUCAUGGCACCCGCCAAUGUUCUACGGUUUCCCCGGUCAGACAGUGAAGGCGACUUUGUCGUCAUCCAAGUGACGCCCACUCGGUCGAAUGCAUUGGAUGUGAAGUUGGUGGGAACUGAUGGCGUGGAGCCGUAUGCUGUUUCCUUGCGUCAAGAUAAAGUCGCGGCGCUCCGAGUCAAGAACAGUCCCUGCACAGAGAACGAAUGGGUCUCUAUCCUCACCGCCGUGCUGCGACAGGAGCCAACCAACGACAUUGAGGUGCUCGCCGAUGUCGAAAAUGAAACGAUACUCACUUUGACUAUUCGGAAAAGGGGGAAGGAGUUCACGCAACGUCUCGGUUCCAUCGAGUUAAACCACAGCCCACGCGAGCUGAUUGAGCUAUUUGACUGGUGUGGCCUAUCGGCGCAGACAGCCAAUGAGGCCAAGGAGGCUCUAGCUUCUGCGGCUGCCAGAGCAACCCAGCUUGAAGAAUCCGUGCGCGAGCUCAAAGCACAGCUGGACGAGCUAAUGGCGGCCAAGGAGGCCGACGAGUCGGAACUGCUAGAGAAAUUCCGCGACCUAUUGAACGAGAAGAAGGUCAAGAUCAGACAGCAACAGAAACUUUUGGCGUCUGCAUCCGUCGACCCCGCCAAACUAGCGCAGGUACAGAGCUCUCUCCAGGCCGCAGGUAAAGGCCAUGCGGCGGCCAAGUCUAGGCCGGCCAAGAGGAAGGCUGCCCCCGCACCCGGCAAUGACGAUAGCUCUUCUGAUGAAGGCUUCGAGAAGAUGGACGUCGAUCUUGCCAUGGAACCAGCUUCUGGAGGAUCAGACCAAGAGCACGAUACGACCGAGGACGAGGAGGAGACGGCAAGUGAGGACGAUGAGGAAAAUAACCAGACAGCGCCAACGUCUGUCGAGCAGCCAAAGUCUCAUGGUCAUGGGGCUUCACAGUCUAAGGAAAAGGCACCUGCCGCAAAGAAGGAGGCCCCUCCUGUGAAGAGAGAGCUACCUUUUGCUAGAAAGAAGCCAGCUCCGAAGUUAUCACCUCCGCCCGCUGGCAGCGAGACUGAGUCUGAUGACGAGCUUUGAGAUGCU